UGUGUCACCGAUACCGAAAGGCCCAAAAAAAUAAAAAUAAUAAUAAAAAUAAAACGACAAAAACAUCACACCUAAGGUCAGAGUUUUCUGGGAUUUGUAAUUUUCAAUUGUUGUUGUGUUGUGAGCUUCUCAUUCUGCAAACCUGCAAACAAAUGGGAGACUCGGCGAGUCUUAUGCAUGGCUUCUCUUAUGCUUCUGCCAUACCCAAUGAAGCCAGACAGAUGGGCUAUGAAUUACAGGGGAACCCGAUGCACGCUCUUGGGGAGUCAAUUUCAUUUGGGAGGUUUAUGUCGGAAUCUUUGUCUUGGGAAAAAUGGUCCUCCUUUUCAUCCCACAAGCGUUACGUUGAAGAGGCCGAAAGGUAUUCGCAGCCGGGAUCUGUGGCGCAGAAGAAGGCUUUUUUUGAAGCUCAUUACAAGAGAAUUGCUGCUCAAAAAGCAGCAGCAGCAGCUUUAGUUGAUCAAGAAAAUGCCUCCAAUAAUGUUAUAGAUAGUGGGGAUCAUGCUAAUGAUUUGCAAGCAGCCGAUGAACGAGGGGACGAGGUUAAUGCCGGUGAACACGGUGCCAUUGCUGAAUCAAAUGAAGUAGAAACUGGGAAAGAUGGUGUAAUUGAGGCCUCAGGGGAGACUCCGGUGAGGGAAAAUUCGUCGAACAAGGUUUAUAAUGUUGAGAACAAAGAUUCAGCUUCUGGCUCAGAGACUAGUGGAACACCCCAGAUGGAGAAACCUCUGUUGAAGAAUUCCGACCAACAAGAAGAUAAUCCAUCAGUGACAAGCAAGAAAAGAUCAGCUCUUUCUUCAUUCAAGUCAUCUAUUCACCGUAAGACGUCUAAAGUUCCGUAUACACCUGCCAAGCCAAUUACUCCUCAUUUCGAGACAGAACAUAUUGUCACAAGGAAGUCUAAUGUGGACUCUAUGGAUAAAAACAAGUCCUCUCAGAAAUCUCUACGUGCAUUGAUUAAUAUAGUUCCUGCUAAAGAACCAGAUAAAGUCUCAAUUCCUUCGAACGAAAGAACUGAAAGUUCAGGUGUUCCCCCAAUUCCACCCAAGACAAAAAAAGAUUGUGCGACUCCUCUGAAGACUCCGAUUGGGGCGGCUAAAUAUGGUUUGUUAAAGUAUAAUGCAGCAACUCCUCGAUCCGAAGAUAGAAGUUUCAGGAACAAAGCACCAAUCAAUCCCUCAGCUUUAGGAAGCAAAACAAGCGGCCCCAAAUGGCAUAUUUUAUCGGCAGUUUGCCCCAAGUCAUUUACUACCUACCGGAACAAAUUACAAUCACCAACUUUAUCCACUCCAUUUAUUCUGAGGACGGAAGAAAGAGCUGCCAGAAGAAAACAGAAACUUGAGGAGAAAUUCAAUGCUAAGGAGGCACCAAAGAUGCAACUACAAACGAAACUAAGGGAGAAAGCAGGAAAUGAAUUUAGAAAAUUGCGUCAAAGCUUUUGCUUCAAAGCUCGUCCGCUACCUGAUUUUUACAAGGAACGAGAAAUACCAAAAAAUCAGAUGAAAAAGAGUUCACAAUCCCAGCCGGAGCCACUGGGGAAAACAUAUUCAAGCAAGAAGCAAGGCAUUGUCUCAAUGCCGCCACCUCCUCCCCCUCCAACAUUUUUGACAAAGAAGAAUGGUACUUCCAAGAAUGUAUCAUCGAAAAAGAAAAUUGUAAUCCCCGGCGAUUUUCUUACAUCAAAACCAGAAAGGAUCAAUCAUGAAAACAGAACCCCAAAUAUUCAGCCAUGAUGAAAACGUGUGCAUGUUUUCUUUGUAUCUUCCUGGGGAAUCAUUCACAAUUAUGCAUUGUCGUCUGUGGAGGAACUCCUAACUUUUGGAAUCACAAGUAAUUCGAUAGUUGUAGAGUUCCAUUUGGGCUAAGGAAGGAUUAUUGCUACAUGUUUCAUUGUACACAAAUUUAUGAUAAAAUGAUAAGCUCAUGAAAUAGUAUUUUCUUCAUUAAGGGUAGUUAGAUGCAUAGAAGUGAACAAGAAUAGACUAUACAAUAGUCAAAAUUUUAGUUGAAUUUUCUUCU
Messenger RNA from Olea europaea var. sylvestris, 2019 nucleotides. Its product is annotated as protein WVD2-like 7. Lineage: Eukaryota; Viridiplantae; Streptophyta; Magnoliopsida; Lamiales; Oleaceae. The record is from RefSeq and is a predicted model, not a curated record. The transcript is spliced from 9 exons. The coding region runs from base 153 to 1733 and encodes 526 amino acids.